Molecule: messenger RNA, 846 nt
Organism: Closterium sp. Naga37s-1
Lineage: Eukaryota; Viridiplantae; Streptophyta; Zygnematophyceae; Desmidiales; Closteriaceae
Source: the annotation of a GenBank genome assembly
AUGACGAACGACUUUAGUUCGCUUGGUAGUCAAGCUUCCUGUGUUUCCUUGUAUAAUACCGGUCUGGGCGCGUGUUCUUCUUAUGCUUCCCCGCAAGGAUCCAAGACUACAUGGACACUGAGGGUCUCGUUUCCGAAAUACAUUAUUGCAUUAUUCACGAUACUGGGGUCUCUCUUAUUCUCAAUUUUUGGUGGUGUUGGCAUAGCCGUCUUGCCACUUUCAUCUAUUCUUUCCUUUCUAAGGCGUCCAAGAGCCACAAUAACCCGUUCGGAAUACAUUAAGGAAGCCACAGCAAUUGGGAAAAAGGCCAAGGAGAUACAUGAACUUGCUGUUACUCUUCACCAAGAGGAAAGAAGUGGCGGUAAAACUUGGGCAUGGAGGCGAAAUGCAAAGAAGUUGCAGCAGGCGCUUUUUCAUUUGGAAGAGGAUGAAGCUGAGCUUCGAGAAAGAUUUCCCCAAGGAGAGGAAGCAGAGAUGUUCUGGGCUAUGACAGUACUUGUUUACAUUGGGAAAUUGAUAUUUGGAGUCAUUGGGCUUGCCAUUUCUGUUGCUUGGAUCGUGCAUAUUAUCUUAUAUAUGCUCAUACAGCCGCCUGCAGCGGCUUUCCUGAACGAUUUUUUCAUAACCCUCGACCGGUGGUGGGGCCUGCUUGGAACAGGAGCAUUUUCGAUUUUUUGCUUUUACCUCUUCCUGGCUGUUAUAUCGGGGGAGAUGUACCUUGUUCGUUCUUAUUUAACGUGGCCCUCAUACUUUGUUGUGCAACGAGUGCAAUACAAUUUUGUGCAAAAGCCUUUGCUGCAUAUGCACAAGAAACAGCGGUGCAGGAGAUAUUUGGUCAUACGCUAG